AUGGCUUCUUCUACACAUUCGAUGGCUAUGAGUGAUUUGGGAGAUCCACUUAAACCAUACAUUCCUCCAAACGAGACUCCCGAAGAAAAGAAAAGGCGCAUACAAAGAGAAAAGGAAGCGAAAAAACAUAGUGAGGCGAUAGAUAGACAGCUCAAGGCUGAAAAGGAAGAGAUGGAUAGAACUAAAAGUGCAAAGUUGUUGUUAUUAGGAUCAUCUGAGAGUGGCAAAACUACUGUAUUAAAACAAUUAAAAAUCAUUCAUGGUAAUGGCCUUGAAGAAGAACGGAGACAAUAUUCUCGUAUAGUACAUUUAAAUGUACUCACUGCCAUGAAGGCAUUGACAAACGCUCUCGAACAUUUUGGACAUUCUUUGGCCGAUCCAAAAAAUGAAGAACAUCUUGAAAAAUUUCAAAUGUUAACUACCAUCAAAGUUACUUUAAAUCGCAAUUCAUUAACUGUUCAGGCAGCGAUUCGAGAUAAAAAGUCUGACGAUGAUACUGCGUCAGAGACUUUUCGAGAGCAUUCAGAAUCUAUUCAAGCAUUAUGGUCUGAUGCCGCAAUACGGAAGUGUUUUGAAAAUGCUAGUGAUAUCGGUCUUCAGGAUUCAGCAAAAUAUUUUCUGGAUCAUGUAGAGCGAUUUGCUCAACCAGACUAUGUGCCGACAGAUGAUGAUAUUCUUCAAGCUCGAGUGAGAACUAUUGGUGUGACAGAACAUGAGUUCAGAAUCAAAGGGAGUGAUCCUGAAAUUUUCAGAAUAUUUGACGUAGGUGGUCAUCGGUCUCAACCAUUUGAUCAAACUCUUGAGGAAGAUGAGAAGGUUAAUCGUAUGCGUGACUCACUUCAACUAUUCGACACUAUAUGCAAUCAUCCUUUAUUUGUAAACACCAGCGUUAUAUUGUUCUUGAAUAAGAUUGAUAUAUUAAAGAAGAAAAUUCAAAAAGUCAAAGUGAAAGAAUUUUUCGAACAAUAUAAAGGUGCCAAUGAUUUCCAAUCUGUCACAAAAUUUUUCCAACGUCAAUUUUUAGCGAAAAAUUCCAAUCCUGAAAAACAUAUAUACGUACAUUUCACACACGCAACAGAUACAAAACAAAUGCGUGUUAUUGUAGCUUCGGUUAAUGAUAUUGUGCAACGAAUGAAUCUUAGAGCUUCUGGUUUAAUCUAA
Messenger RNA from Ambispora gerdemannii, 1161 nucleotides. Lineage: Eukaryota; Fungi; Glomeromycota; Glomeromycetes; Archaeosporales; Ambisporaceae. The record is from the annotation of a GenBank genome assembly.